Messenger RNA from Blumeria graminis f. sp. triticale, 3810 nucleotides. The record is from the annotation of a GenBank genome assembly. Lineage: Eukaryota; Fungi; Ascomycota; Leotiomycetes; Helotiales; Erysiphaceae.
AUGAAUUACAGUGUAUCGUUUUUUAGAUAUCGGCGAUCGCUCAUCAAUAAUAAAGCGAUCCUGAGUACGCCCAUUAUUCGCUUUUUGACAAAAUUAUCUCCUGAGAAUCGUAUUCGAACUAAAUCUGCGCCUCUAAAGCCCCCCAAAAAAUUCAAACAAGUUAAUAGUCAAACUGAAAUUUCACUAAAUGAAACGAAAGCUAUAUCUAUUCCAACGCAUGCUGACUUCCCACAACUGCCCAAAAGCAUAUUUUCUGAGCCCUGGGUAACGAAAAAUUGGCUUACAUUAUCCGAGCUAGGCAAAGUGAUCGAGGGAAGUACUCUAAAUAGCAGACGAGAAAAGGGGGUUCACCAAUGGAGGUCUACAUAUACCUGGAUAUCAAAAGACGGCAAAAAGUAUGUUGGCACCUGCUCCACGGGAUCAAAGAUCAAAGCUCGCAAGACCUCAGCCAGCCAACUAUUAGCUAUCUUAGGCAAAAAUGGAGUACUGGCCGAAAUUUCCAAAGAACUAGAAGAUACUGAGAAAGAAAGAAAAAAACUUCAAAAAGAGAUGGAAGCUAUUGGUCCCCGAGGAAAGCUUGAAAUUUACAAUUAUGCUGCAAGCUAUCUUUCAAUACCGCAAGUUAAGAUAAUUUCACACACGCACGGGAACAAAUUUGGUACAAGUAAAGCCAAGUAUACUGUGUCAAUCGAGCUUGAGGAACAAAAUAUCUUUGUGGAAGCCUCAGGAAAUAAAAUUUCAUUGACAGAAAUUGAAGCUUGUCUUCAAUUCAAAAAAGCUGUUGAAGAAUAUCACCGGGAAAAGAGCCCCUCAAGCUCUUCAAACUCUCAUGAUUAUAUCCCGGGUACCAGCAGCAAUAACGCUAGCCUUGUCUUAAAUCACCUGCAAGCGAAAGAUUUUAUCUUCUAUUGUAAGCAACUAUUACCAAAUUCAUCUGUUAUAACACUGAAAAGUGGAAAUUUACCAAACAUUAAGCACGAAGCUGGAAACCUACUACAUUCUUGUCAAGUCAUGUUGAAUGGUGACCCUAUUGGAACAGAGACCUUUGCACCAAAAUAUAAAGAUGCUGAAAUCCUAGCAUACCUUACAGGUGCAGUAGAUUUAGCUAAAAAAUAUCCUGAAAUUCUAAAACAGUUCUUCAAUGCAAAUAGAGGGGUCAGCGGGAAAAUAGUUGAUGCUUUGAUUCCUGUUCCGUUUAAAAUCAGUCACGACUUACUCUCAUUUAUCUCAAAGGUGACGAGACCAAUUCUUAGCGCCCAUGUAGACGAGCCCAUCGAUCCUAGAAUAGAAGCAGAUCAGGAUUAUCUUAAAUUUCGACGCUCCUUUUCCCAAAAACUUGGAGCUGACGAGAUCACUACCCGGAAUAGGCACUUGAGGACGAAAUAUGAGGCAUACCUUCGAAACUCAUCAUUUCAAACGAUUAGAGAACUAAGAGCUAGUCUACCUAUGAAUAUGUAUCGAGAUGAUGUGCUGCGACUUAUUGACCAGAAUACAUAUAGUGUCAUCGUAGGAGAAACAGGCAGUGGAAAGACAACUCAAGUUCCAGCGAUUAUUUUGGAGGAUGCAACUCUUCGUGACAUGGCUUCAAAUGUCAACAUAAUCUGCACCCAACCAAGACGUAUUGCUGCACAAUCUGUAGCAAGACGUGUAGCGUAUGAGCGCGGUGAGAAGCUUCAGGAAACCGUUGGAUAUCAUGUGCAUAUGGAUGCCAAACGCCCCCCAAGUGGUGGAAGCAUCACCUAUUGCACAACGCAGAUCCUUCUUAAGCAACUUCAGCACUGUCCAGAUGAAGUCAUGGAUUCAGUUUCACACAUUAUUGUUGGAGAAGAUGGAAUCAUGAGACCAUGUCCAUCAAUUAGUGUUCCCGGGAAAACCUAUCCAGUGGAGAAAAAAUACCUUGAUGAUGUAAUUGAUGAGUUGAACCGUAAUUAUCGCAAGUCUAAUUGUCUAGAUUCUUGUAAGGAUACGCAAAGAUACCUUCAGAUUGAGGAUGACCUGAAAAAAGAGCCCAGUAUGGACUUCAACUGGAAAAAAAUACGAGAUGGAGUUGCAGGAGCUUCAAAAGAGAACGAGGAUUCUUUGAUACCCUAUAAUUUAAUAGCUACAACAAUCGCACAUAUUUCAAAGUCUAAUUCUGACGGGGCUAUUCUAACGUUCCUACCUGGUCUAAAAGAUUUAGAGGAAGUACGUAAACAUCUACUACAGGAUCCUUUGGGAGUCAAUUUUUCUAAUGCUUCUGAAUAUCGGAUUAUUCUUCUUCAUUCUCUUAUGACAGAAGCACAAAACAUAGUUUUUGAACAACCCCCCGCCGGAUGUAGAAAGAUAGUUCUUGCCACCAAUAUUGCAGAAACUUCAAUUACAAUACCUGAUGUGAAGUAUGUAGUCGAUACAGGGAAGCUUAAUGAGAUGCAUUACGAUCCUAUGACUCGUAUCAAAAACCUUAAAUGCACCUGGAUCAGCAAAUCCAACUCAAGGCAACGGGCCGGACGAGCUGGUCGUGUCCAAAAUGGCUUUUAUUACGCACUCUUCUCCAAGAAUCGGCUGGAUACGCUAAGUGUUUACGGGGUCCCCCAACUUCUUCGCUCUGAUCUGCAGGAAGUUUGUCUUGGUACCAAGGGCCUGACACUGAACUACUCGAUCAAAGAUUUUCUAUCUGAUGCGGUAGAGAAGCCUCCUCCUGAAGCUGUUGACACAGCUAUUAAGGAUCUAAUAAAUCUUGGCGCGCUCACCAAAGAUGAAGAAAUUACGCCCCUUGGGAAACUACUGCACUCCCUCCCUGUUGACCCUGAUAUGGGAAAACUGAUCGUUUUUGGCGUGAUAUUUCGAUGCUUUGACCCACUUCUAAUGCUGGCAGCUGCCAGCUGUGAACGCGACUUUUUUGUGCGUCCCCCGUUAAAAAGAAGGGAAGCAGAUGCCGCCCGUCGAUACUUUGGUCGCAAUAGCAAUAGUGAUAUCAUUGCUCUGAUAAAUGCCUAUCGUGAAGCACAAGAAAUUAGAAGAAGAGGGCGAUACUCAGAAUUCGCAGCUUUUAUGUCGCAAAACUUCUUGAGUACAGCUACAUUUGAAAAUAUUCAGAAAAGAAUGAUUCAGAUUAAGGAAGUUCUUGUUGCUUCAGGGCUCUUACCUAGACCUAGUAUGAAGAUGUAUCGCCCUGAUGAUCGUGUUGAUAAUUUAGUCAAUGAGAAUUCUGGUAAUCAGAAUCUUAUACGAGCUCUUUCUCUUGCGCGCUGUCCGGGAAAUUUGGCGGUACGAAUUGGAAGUACUUCGAAGUUUCGCACUAAGACAGAGGGGGACAUUCUGAUUAGAUCUGGCUUAAAUGCUAUUCGCUCAGCCUCCUCGAGCCAUUUGCCAAAGAAUGCGCUGAUCUCGUAUACAAGUAUGCACAAGGAUGACAAUCAAACUCUCUGUCUAAGAAACACUACUGUCAUCAGUCCUCUCACAGUAGCACUCUUUGGGGGACCGCUUUCACAGAAAGGUGCAAACCUCAGGACUGAUGAGUGGAUUUCUUACAGAUUAAACACUAAUAGUGAUAAUUUGACCGCCUUGAAAUGCAUCUCCAAUUUGAGAAGUGGCCUCGCCAAAAUGCUAUCCAUGUCCUUCAUGGAUCUCGCUCAGCGAAAGAGUCUUGUUGAUGAUAACACUCGGCGAGAUUUUAGCAGCGCAAUUGCAUCGGUUCUAAAUCGCUCAGAAACCGAGAUAGCUCCGUAUAAUUUUGAGAAGCAGCCAUACUAUAGCCUCGGUGCUGGUACUCGAGAUAUCUUAUGGCGCACUAACCCUAGGCUAGCUUCUAGCUCAGGCCAGAGACCAUAG